UCUAUUCACACUUUCAUCAAUGGUCUCAAAUUCUCCAGGCCCUUCCUUUGGAUCUCAAGUGAAACAUGAAGGGGGGUCAUCUAACACUCGUCAAACUUUGUGGAACAAGAUAAAUUUGUUGAAAAAGCAAAUCCAAAAGGAACGAGUUGAAUCGAUUAAAGAAAAGAUUCAGAGAAAUGGGAAGAAUCUCCAAUGUCAACUUUCUGAGGUCAUGUUAGUUAUAUCAUCAAGAAAUACAUCAUUACAAAGUGAGGAAAGUACUCUUAAUAUAUUUUCUUCAAGAAUGGAUCAUCCUCAGCGUAAGUUCAACAGUUGCAUCCCUCGAGUUUCGACAGAGGGUGACCAAAUCAACAAUCCAGAUGCACCAUUAGUGAAAAGUAUAAAGAUGACACUCAUUGAAAGAUUGCCUCGAUUUACAUUUUGGACAAAUUUAACCAGAAAUGAAUUAAUGACUGAAGAUCAAUCUGUUUUUAGAACAAGAUAUAUAAAUUAUGAUCAUCAUGGAGGUGAAACAUUAAUAACCAAUAUCAGUGAUACUGAGGAAGAGCCAAAAGAGUACAAGGAAGUUCAACGUGACUUUUCGGAAGGUGAAGACCAAUUUCUAAGGAUGGUAUUUGAAAAACAUGGUUUAACUGAGGAGGUUUUGAGCAUUGUUAGCGAUGUUAUCGGGGGUACCAGUUCAGAAAUUCAGGAGAGGUAUGAACAUAUCAAGGAAAAGGAACAAAAUUCUGAAGAUUAUGAAGAAAGUGGAUCUCACACUGAGAAACGUUUGCAAAAAAGUUUGAGCGUAACUUUAGAUGGUUUUAACCACCUUUUAUGUCGCCAGUGCAUGAUCUUCGAUUGUUCUGUGCACGGACGCUCUCAAAAGUUUAUAUAUCCAAAUGAAAAGCAAAAUGUUUGGUCAGAACCAGAAGAUGACAGAAAACCAUGUAGUGAUUAUUGUCACCUUAAUGAUAAAGAUGCUACAAUUAGUGAUUCUAUGAGGGACCUAAAUUUGGAUACUGCUUGCAAUGAAGAACAACAUGUCAUGGAUGAAACAGAAUUGAAUCAAGGAUCUAACUCAAUGGAAGGACAAAUUGAGGAAGAUUCUAGUGUUUCAAAUUGGAAACCUUUGGAGAAAGAAUUAUAUCUGAAGGGAAUAGAAAUGUUUGGGAGAAACAGUUGCCUUAUAUCUCGGAACUUACUCGCUGGAUUGAAGACUUGCAAGGAAGUUUCUAAAUACAUGUCUGCUGAAGCGUCAAGGCCACAUGGAUACAUGGGCGAAAAUGGAAGAUUUGAUGCAAUGUCCACUGACAAUAAGACGCCAUCAAGGCCGCGGAAAGUGCCAAGAAAAAACAAAGCGAAGAGGUUCUCUUCAAAAUCUGCAGGACUUCCAUCUACAUGGAAACAAGUUACUGAAUGUAAAGGAAAACAUUCAUGUGAAAAAUAUAAGCAGUAUACACCUUGUGAAUGUAAAGGAACGUGUGGAAAAGAAUGUUCAUGUCUUGUUGGUGGAUAUUUCUGCGAAAAAUAUUGCGGGUGUUCGAUGCUUUGUAGAAAUCGAUUUGGAGGAUGUCAUUGUAAUAAGACUCAUUGUAGAAGUAGGCAUUGUCCAUGCUUUGCAGCAUUAAGAGAAUGUGACCCAGAUGUAUGUAAAAAUUGUUGGGUUAGUUGUGGUGAUGGUUCAUUAGGAGAGUCAUCUCAUCGUGCAGAGGGUCAAUGUGAAAAUAUGAAUAUGCUUUUAGGGAAAAAAAAACAUAAGAUUCUUUGGGGAAGGUCUGAUAUUACUGGAUGGGGAGCAUUCUUAAAGAACCAUGCAAACAAAAAUGAUUUUCUAGGAGAAUACACAGGUGAACUAGUCUCUCACAUAGAAGCUGAGAAACGUGGAAAUUUUUAUGAUUGUACAAGCUUUUCUUCUUUUCUUUUCAACUUGAAUAAUACGAACUGUAUCAUUCGAUCUUGA
Messenger RNA from Trifolium pratense (red clover), 1942 nucleotides. RefSeq names its product histone-lysine N-methyltransferase EZA1-like. Bases 20 to 1942 code for a protein of 640 amino acids. Gene Ontology annotation, biological process: chromatin remodeling. The transcript has 15 exons. The record is from RefSeq and is a predicted model, not a curated record. Gene Ontology annotation, molecular function: histone methyltransferase activity. Lineage: Eukaryota; Viridiplantae; Streptophyta; Magnoliopsida; Fabales; Fabaceae.